UUGUGCCCUAUUAUUUAUCUUUAUCUCUACAUAUACUUUACAGACAAGACUAUCAAACUCUGGCGCCUUUCAGAACGAACCCGAGAAGCUUACAACUUUAAUCUUCGCGGAGAUGAUGGUAGGAUUUGCCGAUCCUCUCGUCAAAAGUUGUUCCGGGGCUCCAGUCUGGCAGGCCUGUCCAAAGUUUAUGGAUCUGGCACAGAGUCGGCCUCAUUCGAUGCUGAGGUAGAGCAUGAGAACGGUGAGGAAGGUGGAGAUGAUGAGGAUGAGGAAGGUGAGGGCUAUGACUAUGAUCAGGAUGGAGAGGAUGAGGAAGAAUAUGACGAUCAAAUUGAUAUGGAAGAUAAUCCAAAGAAUAACCUUGGUCUACUUGCCUACUCCGAUUUAGACUCUGGCAUAUUAGGAAUUAGCCAGAUUAAUCAUCAGUCUAGCGCUGAACUUUUAGCCACUCGAUUGUCCGAAGACGUUUCCCCUUCGCCUUCUUCAGGCGCUCUCAGCAGUGACCUGAUAAUGAAAACUCAUCCUACUGACUUUCGCUCCACCUCCGACUCACUCACUAUUCAAUUUGAUUCAACCUUCCACACGCCUAUCUCCACUCCCCUUUCGCUUGUCGAUGCAGAAAUACCGCCUACUAUUGUCUCUCAUCAUUUGCCAACUGAAGAAAGCAGCAUCACCGAGGCUGGGACAGCUCUUCCUUGUGAAUUGAUUGGUCCUGCUCUCUCGCUUUAUUUCCAACAAGGUCGUCCACCCACACCACCUUGUUAUCGUCUUCGACGCCGACGUGGCCGCCGCAGCCAUCGUCUCCGUGGGCCCCAUCGUGAGUUACGGUCGACACGUCUUUAUUCAACACUUGACCUACGAGUACCACGUUUCAGACCAGCUGCCAGCCUUACAGUGGAAGUUCGCCCCCGCCGCGUAUUUGCUAACGCGCACACCUAUCAUAUAAAUGCGGUCUCCGUUAAUUCUGAUCAAGAGACUUUUAUCUCGGCCGAUGACCUGCGCAUCAACCUCUGGCAUUUAGACGUGACAGAUCAAUCUCUUAGUGAGUUAUCUCGUAUCUACAUUCCUUAA
This is a messenger RNA of Protopolystoma xenopodis, 1071 nucleotides long. The record is from the annotation of a GenBank genome assembly. Lineage: Eukaryota; Metazoa; Platyhelminthes; Monogenea; Polystomatidea; Polystomatidae.